AUGCACAGUAGUCAUUCCGAAACGUCAGAACUUGUCGACUAUCCACGAAAGCGGGCUCUGGUGGCGUGUGAGGUGUGCCGAUUGCGCAAGACAAAGUGUGAUGCCGUACGCCCACAGUGUUCCUUUUGCGCAGGGCUGGACCUCGAGUGUGUCUACCGCACAACAAGGCGUCAGGCGUCAAAGCGUGCGAAGCCCAACAAUCGAAGAAUCCCAAGCCUGAAUCAAGACCUGCACGCGCUCUCCAAGCAAACACAUACAUUGAUCGGGGAGUCAGGAGUCUCAAACGAUCCGCAGCUGGAAUUAGAAUGGCAGGGCCGGCGCAACAACACAGUUGAGGAUGGCCUCGGACGGGCAGGUCAGUCCUCGCCGUCAGACCGUGUCCUUUCCAUGCGAGAGCCACAACAGUUACCCGGCCCCGAAGCUCAGAUUGUUCAUGCUUCGCCCGUAACAGUUGGAGCGACAUCCAGCGUCUAUUCGUUUUCCGAGGCAGAUGAGGCACCAUGUUUGAUCGGUCUCAGUCUCCGGGGGCUUUCGCGCCUAACCGGCUAUCCCACCCCGUGGCAGCUGCAACCGUUGAUCUGGGACGACUCGGAAAAGUACUAUGAGAUCGAAGAGCGGCAAUACAAUCAGCUAUUCGGGCCCACACAUGAUGAUGAUCUCUCCUGCCUUGAUUCCAGUUUCCGGACAUGUUGGAGAUAUCAGCAAGCCUUUGUGCGCAAUAUCCUGUCCUGGUUUCCACUCCUGGACCAACAGACGUGCGCCCUGAUCGUCCAGACCACAUCGGAGAAAGGGUUUAGCCAGACCGACCCGAAUUCGCCUCUGUCGCUGCUGAUGCUGGCUCUGGGUGCCUUCACCCGAACCGACCAUAGACCAGCCGACACCAUCAAUACCCAGCCACCGGGAAUCGAAUACUUCCGGGCGGCGUGCCGUCUGCUGACCAACCACCCUCGCAACAAGUCGACCAUAGUCGGGGCUCAAUCGUACAUUCUGAAAUCGUGA
This is a messenger RNA of Capronia coronata CBS 617.96, 999 nucleotides long. RefSeq lists its product as uncharacterized. Gene Ontology annotation, biological process: regulation of DNA-templated transcription. Gene Ontology annotation, molecular function: zinc ion binding; DNA-binding transcription factor activity, RNA polymerase II-specific. The record is from RefSeq and is a predicted model, not a curated record. NCBI's taxonomy places the organism in Eukaryota, Fungi, Ascomycota, Eurotiomycetes, Chaetothyriales, Herpotrichiellaceae. Bases 1 to 999 code for a protein of 332 amino acids. The transcript is spliced from 2 exons.